Molecule: messenger RNA, 531 nt
Organism: Prorocentrum cordatum
Lineage: Eukaryota; Dinophyceae; Prorocentrales; Prorocentraceae
Source: the annotation of a GenBank genome assembly
AUGUGGGAUCUUAUCAGCGCUUCUAGGGCUCGGAUCGUUAUCAAGCGCAUGCUGAAUUGGAGGGGCACAGAACUGGAUCGCGUCGACGGUACUGGCCCUUGCACUUUUCCAUGCGUGGCAUUCGUUUCUCUCAUCUGUUUCGGGCUGGUGCCAGCCCUGGCCAAUUGUUCCAGCCUUGGUCACUUCCGCUUCCCAUUAAGGUUUCAGCCUACACCCUAUCCAGCUUCCCUGUGCACUUCAAUGUUGCAUGCAGCGCCGAUUCUGGACCGCCGCGGUUCUGGCAUGGUGCCGCUUGUAGCCUCACUAUUCUGCGAGUGGGCUCGCUUGUCGCAGGUUGGCCACACCGUUAUUAUUACUGGUUUGCCCCGCGCAACUGCGAGGCACUUGCGCGCGCCUGGGGUCACAAUCGGAAGCAAAUACUUUCACCACCUGGCGAAGGGCCCAAACCUCUGCAGCUCCGUGCAGCGCAGGGCGACUUUGCGCUUCAUAACCGCCGCGCCUGCCCGAAUGCGACUCAGCAUUCUGCGAUGA